Messenger RNA from Scylla paramamosain (green mud crab), 2114 nucleotides. RefSeq lists its product as uncharacterized. NCBI's taxonomy places the organism in Eukaryota, Metazoa, Arthropoda, Malacostraca, Decapoda, Portunidae. The transcript has 3 exons. The record is from RefSeq and is a predicted model, not a curated record. Bases 226 to 1290 code for a protein of 354 amino acids.
CACGCAGGCACACACACACACACAUACACACACACACACAAAGAAAAAAAAGUAUUUAUAUAUAUACGAACACAUUAACACAAACCCAUUUUUUCAACAAAAAAUUAAGCUUUUUACCUUCCCCGGAUUAUUUUUUUUCUUUAGACCUUUUUACUAACAUAAUAACAUACAUAUAUACAUGCAUAAAUAGACAUACACUAAAGGGACUGUAUUGUGUAUGUGUGCAUGCGCACACUUUUUACCAGUGUUUUCACCUGCAUCUCAACUAUGAAACCAACAACUCUUUUAUCAAUAUGGGUGGCAAUCUCGGGCGUCAUGUGCCUCCCUCACGCCCACGCCCUGCCGUACUCAAGCCUUUUGGACGACUCCGCCUUCUCUCCCGCCCGCACUUCCCGGCACAUCCACUUUCUAGACGGCUUAGCUGAGGGCGUGGACUCGGCAUUGUUUGAUAGCGUGGUGGAAUUUUUCUUCACAAACUUUGGGGAAGAAGAGAGGGUGAAAGGACGGAGUUACGAGAGCGGCACGGAUUUCAAACACACGCCAAGUUAUGAAGGAAACCAUUUCGAAGGAAUUCACACCGGCAGCGGCUACAGCAACUUCAUGACAGGGCACAAACAUGAGGGCCAUACCAAGCCAGAGAAAACCUGCAUAGAUGUGUACGGUUUAUCCCACAGCAGUAGUUUUUGCCUCGAUGUGUUUGCAGCUUUAUCAGUCGCUGGUGCGGCAUUGCUUCUACAGAUCCUCUUCUUCAUCGCAGUGGAAGUCUUCUGUCCUGAUCUCAAAAGGAAUGAUGACAGUAUUGAUGGCGCCCUGAAUGGCCUGAAUACCUUGUUAGGCCUGCUAGAUGCUGGAAACAUGAGUAGUCUGUUCGCUAUUGAUAAUUCGAACAGUGUGACCGUGGAUGCGGUGGGAGGGGAUAUGAUGAAGACAGGCGAUGGUGAAGGCAGCGUUUUUCUUAAUAAGGGCAAUGGGAAGUUUGCUGGCUGCGAGGCCUUGGUGUUUGUAGGAGAGGAUCAGACUACAACUACUACGGCAUCCCCCGAGUCUAGCGGAACAGAAGAGGAAAAAGACAUGGAGGAAAAAGAUCCUGAAAGAAACUUAUUCGUGGGAAAUACAGGAGAAGAAGAAGAUAGAGGAGAUGAGGAAGAUAGAGGAGAUGAGAAAGAAAAUGAUGAAAAUCGUAAGGGUACUUCAACCACUACCACCACCGAUACUAAACCCACUCGCGGGCCCACUCCUCGUGCUCGUGAAGAAGUCUGGUGGUAUUUGUUAUGUCACCAGCGCAACUGAGUAUAUGGGAGGACAGCAUGAGCAGGACCCCACACUGACCGAACAAUGGAGGAGUAUUGAACACCUCUUCAGCCCCUCCCUGCUGCUGCAAGCAAAGAACUGGUUCAUGGACGAGGCCCGUCUCUUUGGCUACAAGUUCGGAGGCAAAAAUUCCCCCUUGUGUCGUGUCCUAAGCUACUUUGUGUAGAAUCCUGAGUUCACGCGAUCACGGACUGACUGAGUUCAGGCGAUCACUGACUCACUCCUGCUUCGUAACUUUUUUUCACUAGCACCAGUUUUCGCGAUACUGACUCAACAGAAGGAGUUAUGCAGUUUCUUACCUCUCUUCACAAUUUUGUUCACCUAGACCUUGAAAUUCAUUGUUCAGAGCUGGACAUUCACUAGUCUAGACCGGAUAUCCGUGGUUCUCGACCUGACAAGAGCGUUUCCUGAACUCCACUGCGCUACUUUCUUCAGACUCUGGUACUCGUAGUUUUGAUGAAAGCGUUGUGAACCCGAUCACCAAUUCAUCGAUGUUAUUUUGUUGUCACUUUAUUUACACGUGUAGAAUCAUAAUCCUGUGCGUGCGUUCAGCGUGUGCGUCUGACUUCCAUGUGCGCAUCUGUUAGUUAUUAGACACAUUAAUUAAUAUAUGUAUCCCUUAAUAUAUGUGUACGAGUAUAUGCAUGUGUAAAGCAUUGGUCUGUGUACCUAUGUGUACGUGAGUUACAAGUACCAAUACUUUCCACUCUUGCGUGUGUGUAAUUAUUUAUGUUCGCAUGUAUACAACUCUCCUUGUGUAUGUAUGUAUGUAUAUGUUUAUUGAUAAAACGCAUUCAUAAAAA